AUGGCAACCCCAUCGCCUCCGGUGCAGGACAGUAAUCUUCGAGGAAUGACUGUGUCCUCGAUCUCCUUGGUGACCUUUGCUACCGGUGCAAACCUUGUCUUCCUUCGCAUGUACGUUCGCAUGAAACGCCGUAUCACCGGCUGGGAUGACUAUACCAUCUGCGUUGCUUUGGUGAUUCUUCCCUCUGAUUCACACAAUACGAAGCUCGGUCUUGCUCACUGGACCCAGACCCUAUCUCUUUUAGGCACGGUCGCCAACGUUUACCAAGUUGCCAAUGGCGCUGGCCGGCAUAUCGAUACCUUGACGCCCGUACAAUUGUCUGAGUUCAUCAAGUGGACCUUUGUUCAAGGAAUCGAAUUUGUGAUCGGCACUUGCUUUGUCAAGAUCUCCGUGUGUAUCUCUAUUCUACGCUUCAUCAGCAAAACUCGACAUCUUGUGCGCUACUUCAUCUAUGUCAUUAUGGGGUUUUUGAUCAUCUCGACCCUCGGUCUGGUCGUUGCCUUGCUGGCUCAGUGCAGACCGUUAAGGGCACUUUACGACCUCGACAUCAAAGGAAAAUGCUAUUCGGAAAACGUCUCGACCUCUAUCGCAUACGUGCAGGCCGGUGAAUACUCCCCCCUGCCCCUUUGUGAUAUUUCUGACGUUAUUCCAGCUAUCAAUAUAUUCACGGACUUUACGUGCGCCGGCCUACCUGCCUUGAUUAUACGAAGACUCCAGAUAAACAGAUCGUUAAAGAUAGGACUUUCAGUAGUCAUGGGACUCGGGGUCGUUACUGCAUCUUUCUCGAUCCUCCGCAUUGCCUUUUUGCAUACGAAUUCGUCCGCGGAUGUCACUCAUGCAGACGCAGUCAACAUGGUGUUCGCCGUGCUCGAACAGAAUCUCGGAAUCAUCGCUGCCUCGAUUGCUACCGUACGACCGUUGUUUGCGAAUCUAGGACCAAUUGUCCAAGUUUCUUCCGAGACGGUCCCAGGGCCAUAUGCCUCCGAUCGGCCCUUUUUGGGGUACUCGAACGUUCCAGGGGCUGGUGGGAUCCCGAAAAGCAUCGCACUGAGCCCUAUGCGUAUUACCCAAGCGACAAACGUUGAUCAAUUGAGAAAGUGUGAAGGACCGUCAGGGGCAAAUGUUGAUAUCAUGCGGGAAUAUCAAGAGCCAUCAAAGGAAGAAGCUCCGAGUGAGAGCGUCUGA
Letharia columbiana is the source of this 1185-nucleotide messenger RNA. RefSeq lists its product as uncharacterized. The coding region runs from base 1 to 1185 and encodes 394 amino acids. The record is from RefSeq and is a predicted model, not a curated record. The transcript has 4 exons. NCBI's taxonomy places the organism in Eukaryota, Fungi, Ascomycota, Lecanoromycetes, Lecanorales, Parmeliaceae.